Messenger RNA from Rhodamnia argentea, 1961 nucleotides. RefSeq names its product putative glucuronosyltransferase PGSIP8. Gene Ontology annotation, molecular function: glycosyltransferase activity. The transcript is spliced from 5 exons. The coding region runs from base 388 to 1836 and encodes 482 amino acids. The record is from RefSeq and is a predicted model, not a curated record. NCBI's taxonomy places the organism in Eukaryota, Viridiplantae, Streptophyta, Magnoliopsida, Myrtales, Myrtaceae.
AAUUCCGAAGGAAGGUGGAAUUCGAGAUAAAAGCCUGCUUUUGUGUGUGCUGUGCCUUUUCUUAAGUGCUUCGUCGCUGCUCCUCCGCUGUCUCCCAGCCCAAGCUCAAAUCCACACCCACCCCCACAAGAAAAUCUCUCUCUCUCUCUCUCUCUCCGUGUCUCUCAAGCGUUUCCCAUUCCCAUGGGAGCUUGAACAGCGUGGGAGGGACCGGGAGCGAGACGCGAAGAAGACAUAUCUCGCUCUUCGCUUCGGCUCCGCCCGUUUUCCGGCGUUUCGAGGGUGUUUUUCCGGUGGGCUCUUUCCGUCUUCGUAUGAGCGCGAAGAGGGUAUAAGACAACAACUUUCGGUCAGAGAGAGAGAGAGAGAGAGAGAAACGGUUGAUUCAUGGCUUGGGAAGAGAGGCUGCAGAGGCACAAUGGUGGUGGGUUGCUGAGGAGGCUCCUGUUGCUCUCGCUGCUGGCGGCGGCUGCGGCCGCGACGGCGACGCCGGAAACCGGGGCGCAGGGAGGCGGGGCGACCCGGCGGAACGCCUACGCGACGAUGAUGUACAUGGGGACGCCGCGGGACUACGAGUUCUACGUGGCGACGCGCGUCCUCGUCAGAUCGCUCGCGAGGAUCGGGGUCGACGCCGAUCUCGUCGUCAUUGCCUCCAACGACGUGCCCCUUCGCUGGGUCCAAGCUCUGGAACAGGAAGAUGGUGCAAAGGUGGUAAGAGUGGAUAACCUCAAUAAUCCGUACAAGAAUCAGCCUCAUUUCGAUCGGAGAUUCAAGUUGUCCCUGAACAAGCUCUACGCGUGGAACUUGGUAGACUACGAGAGGGUCAUCAUGCUCGACGUGGACAACCUCUUCCUUCGAAAAGCUGAUGAAUUAUUCCAAUGUGGCCAAUUCUGUGCUGUGUUCAUCAAUCCUUGCAUCUUCCACACAGGCCUCUUUGUGUUGCAGCCGUCAGCUCUGGUUUUCAAGGACAUGGUUCAUCAGUUGGAAGUUGGUAAAGAGAAUCCAGACGGUGCGGACCAGGGUUUCAUCGGUGGCUACUUCCCUGAUUUGCUUGAUAAGCCCAUGUUUCAUCCGCCUGCGAAUGGCACUAAGCUCGAAGGAAAUUACAGGCUUCCAUUGGGUUACCAAAUGGAUGCUUCCUACUACUAUCUUAGACUCCGGUGGAACAUCCCCUGCGGUCCAAACAGUGUGAUCACUUUCCCAGGCGCGCCGUGGUUGAAGCCAUGGUACUGGUGGUCGUGGCCUGUCCUUCCUCUGGGAAUAUCUUGGCAUGAGCAGCGGCGUCAUACUCUUGGGUACUCGGCAGAAAUGCCUUUCGCGCUGAUCCAAACUGUCUUUUACCUAGCCAUGAUCGCAAUGACGCGUCUGGCACGGCCAAACUUCUCCAAGCUUUGCUACAGGCGGACCGACAAGAGCACCUCCUUAAUCCAGACGUCCCUCAAAGUGGUAGCCAUCUGGUCCAUCCUCGCCGCCUACACCAUCCCAUUCUUCCUCAUCCCUCACACGAUUCAUCCUUUGCUGGGUUGGAGCCUCUAUUUGCUUGGGUCCUUUGCUCUCUUGUCCAUCACGAUAAAUGCCUUUUUGCUCCCCACCCUCACGAUCCUUGUCCCAUGGUUCGGGAUCAUCGGGACCCUCUUGGUCAUGGCGUUUCCUUGGUAUCAGGACGGCGUUGUGAGGGCGCUCGCCGUGUUCGGCUAUGCAUUCUGCUGCGCGCCUCUAGUCUGGACAUCCUUCGGGAAGGUCAUGACGAGCCUUCAGGUAUCGCUUGAGAGAGAGGGGUUUCUCCCUAGAUUGGGUGAGUCAUCCCCAGCCCCGGGGUUCAACAAACUGUACUGAAGGUGCAUGUUCUGGACAGACACCUGAUGUUUAUAUGGGAUUGCAUCGGGAAGGGAGUUCCGCGAGGAAAGAACAUGGGUUCGGAAGUUGCCGGUCGGAAUGACUAGAGAUCACUCUUGUUUUGG